ACUGAUUGCCUGCUUUAGUUUAUUCCAAUAACAAAGAAUACUGAAAUAGGCUUUCAGAUAGCUAUAUCAACACAUACCAACAUGCUACUAAAAAUAAUCUUACAUAUUGCUAAAACUACUCAAAAUUCUCCAUUGGAAAUAAUUUUAAAGGUUGUACAGUACCAUUGUAAUUAAAGAAGAUGGUAUUGACACUAAGACAGUAGUACCUACUCACUGGGUUAAUGCAGAGGAAGGUAUAGUAUACUAUCCCCCUCGAGGAAAAAAAACUGUGGGUAUUUAUUUAUCUGAAUGGGCUAGUCCAGAACCUGGCUUGCAGGAGUUUGUAUUGUUAGAAUUUAUUUUGGAGUGUGGAAGUUAUAAAACAUGUCAGGCAAUGCUAAACAUUUUGACUGAAGAUGAAAAUGAUGACCGCCCUGUUUCAAAUAUGCUCAACCCAAAGAAACAAGUUCCUAGUCCAAAUUUGCAUGCUUUAAAGUUCACAACAUUUGGUUCUUCAUCACCAAUUCAAUUGGAUGUGCCACUUAUAUCUCCAUGGAAAAAAAGUAAAGUGGGCUGUGUAAUACAGCCAAGAUCGAAUGAAGAUUUCCAACAAUCAUUGGAUUUAGAAUCGAACCACUUUAACAAAAAUCCAACAUCUUUCAAGAUAGGUGAUGGUGGUGUUUCAUUUAAGGAAAUGAUAAAUAAACAGUUUCAGUAUGUCAUGCUAAUGAAGCUAGAUUUGCUGCAGCAAAAUCAACUUAGAAUAAUGGAGCGUUUGGACAACAUAGAAACAAAGCCAAAAAGUAGUGCUACUGAUGUGGGUUCCAUAAUUACAAUCCUACACAGAGAUAUUAGGUGUUUUAAUGAAGAAGAGGAAUUUCUCAGAGCAGGUUCUAGUGCUGUGAAAAACAAGGCAUUAAACUUUCCAGGAGUGUAUUCUAUAUACUAUUAAAACAGGUGAUAAAAACAGUUGACCACAAAUUACAUACAACGUUGUUGUAUGUUAUUUGUGGUCAACUCUAAUGAAACAGGAAUCUUUUAUGUUCCUGCUAAAGAUUCAAGUUAAAAUAUUGUGUUUGUGAAAAUGUUAGGUGUCAAAAUAAAAUUUAAGUUUUAUGUUAUUAAAUUUUAGACCUUAUUAGAUUUAACGAUUUAUCAAUUUUUCAGAUCACUCAAAUGUGCAACAGCAACAGCACGCAAAACUGUCAAAAAUGUUUUAAACCAGUUAAUGGUGCCACAAGUCCAAAACUUAUUUAGUAAAGAUGGAUUAAAAGGCAAGCUUAAGUUUACAACUACGCAACAUUACAAGUGUAUUAAAGAAGGCUUAGUAUCCGAAAGAACCGGUUAUGAUGCCGCAACUAUUGAAGCCCUUGUUGGCAAUUUAUUGAAGCGGGCGUUGCCGAAAGUAAAAAUAGUUAACGAUGUUGACGUUCACGAAGAGGAAGAAGCAACAUAAAAUUGUUGCUUUGUAUAUUUAUUAUUUUUGAAAGUAAAUGUUUUUUACAUA
This is a messenger RNA of Hydra vulgaris (swiftwater hydra), 1486 nucleotides long. The record is from RefSeq and is a predicted model, not a curated record. NCBI's taxonomy places the organism in Eukaryota, Metazoa, Cnidaria, Hydrozoa, Anthoathecata, Hydridae.